GUCAAGCGCAUCUAGUCCUACCGACCGCACGUUGUCCGGCAGACGCACGCACAAUGGCGUCCUCCGAUCUGAUAGUGAACGUAAAUAAUCUGGAAAAAAUAGAGAAUUUCCUCAAUGAUUCCACGUACAAGGAGAUCAUCGAGAACAGUGAAACGUUCAACACGCGGCUCUGCCUGGAGCGGAGGCUCCGGAUGCCGUUCCUCGACCCGCAGACGGGCGUAGCACAGAACCACUGCGCGUUGUUUAUGCACAGCCGCCACCGCAUCCCCGGGCUGAAGAAUGGACAGGUGUACAGCUACCCGUCGGCGCGCUGGCGUAAGUCCCGCCGGCAGUACUUGCUGCAGAAACCGCACCCACCGUUCCCGGCAUACACGCAUCGCCCGUUCGGGCAUCUGCAGCCGGCCCCGCCAGCCUCCAUCCUGCCCGGCAGCGGCAUCGGUGGGGACCGCGGAGGGGUGGGCGGCGGCGGCGGUGGCGGCGGUGGCAGCACGUACGACUCGGAAAACUCCAACCUGGACCAGUCGAGCGCGGUCGAUGCGUCCGAGCUGAAGGAGCACGAGUCGGAGAAGGGUUCGGGCAAGGAUUGGUACUACGACGAGAUGGAGAUGCACGACAUGGAGUCGUUCGAGGAUCACGAUCUGCCGGACUCGGACUGCGACUACGAGGAGAGCUUCAGCCAGCGCAAGAAAAAGAGCAAGGGCGCCCGGAGCGGGGGAGGCGGCGGCGGCGGCGGUGCCGGCGGCGGGCGCAGCAAGUCGGGCGGCUCGUCACUGUCCGACGCGAACAAUCGUCGGGGCGGCAGGGGGGGCGGACGAGGCCGAGGACGCAAAUCGCAAGGUAUUGGGGGCGAGCUGGGUCCUAGCUUCAAGGAUAUGGUGGAAACACCGAAAAAGAACCGUGUUCAAACACUACCGAACCUCACACCCCAAUCGAACAGCUCAUCCCCACUGACCCUACCCGGAGGCGGCGGAGCAGGAGGUGGAUCGGAGGAACUCCCGCUGGUGCCGGAACUGGUGCCGGAGGUGAAGGUCGAGGGGAGCGGCGAUCCGACGGACGGAUCCGGAGCACCGAAGCUGCCCAAUAGCCGUCCCGGGCUGGGCCCCAAUCAUGCGGCCGGUGGUCUCGCGGCCAACAGCGGCCCGGGCGGCCCCAUAGCCGCCCUAGCCGGGGCCACUGCAUCGAUCGGCGGAGUCCCGGCACCGGCGGCCGUUGUUGCGCCCGGUGUUGGACCGGGCGGUCCCGGCGCUGGACCCGGCGCCGCUGGUGCUGGAGGUGCGGUCGAGAAGAGCCGAGCCGUUCCGUCGCCGUACUGCGACUUCUGUCUGGGCGAUGCGCGCGAGAACAAGAAAACGUUCGAGCCGGAAGAGCUGGUGUCCUGCUCGGACUGUGGCCGAUCGGGCCAUCCGUCCUGCCUGCAGUUCACGGCGAACAUGAUCAUCUCGGUGCGCAAGUACCGGUGGCAGUGCAUCGAGUGCAAGUACUGCACCAUCUGCGGCACGUCCGACAACGACGAUCAGCUGCUGUUCUGCGACGACUGCGAUCGUGGCUACCACAUGUACUGUCUGUCGCCGCCGCUCGUCUCGCCGCCCGAGGGCUCCUGGAGCUGCAAGCUGUGCAAGGAAGAGUUCCACAAGCCCAAGUAAGCGCGACCGAAUGCUUCGUUUCUCGCAGCACGAAACGAGAACGAGAGGGUGCAACUGUGGCGCACUCCUCUACUGCAUCGGUCACCAGCAGCGUGGCCCAGAAGCGGCAGCGUGCCUCUCUGUCAGUAGCGGCGAGGUAUUAAGUAGACACUAACGACAAAGCGAAAAAACACCCGACAAUUUAGUAUUAGGUGCGAAGACACACACAAGCAAUUGUAUUAUGACUUCGAAACCGCGACACCGGUCAACCGGAUCGGACUCAUCGAUAUUAACUCUCUCUUUGCUAUAGAUAACUUUUGCUCAGUCUCGGAUACGGAAAGGCGGCAACGCCAUUGAACGUAAAUGUGCAAUUUUUUUGUACUCCCCCUCUCGUCUCGCAAGACAAACCCCAACUUCCCUCUGUGCCGAUGUGUAUUUUGUAUGUAACUUUUGAUCUGUUUGUGUGUUGUUUGUUCUCCGUUUUUUUGUAAUAGUCCAUGCGAAACCGUACAUGCAUUUCUGCUAAUUUUAUUGUCUAUCGAUUAAGAACAGUACUUAAGCUUAGCGUAAAUGAAUAGCAGCCCCCCGAUGGGGACGGGGUCUAGCGCAGCGUCACAUCGUCGUCACACCACCGCAAGCCAUCGGGUUUGCUCUGUGUGCCAGUUCUGACGCUGUUUCUAUCCCGAAUCAAUCUCCCUUCCUUUCACACACAUACACACUCUCUCUAUCUGUACUAUCCCUCUCUAGUUCAGGGUUAAUUUUAACUUGUUUUAGAAAAUGCCGUUUUAUGCCUGUCCCUUACGAUUUAUGAAAGCUUUUAAAAACAUAUAAUCGCUACCUAUAAUCAUGAUAAAACACAUUGCGCAAUACCAACUACGGAAACACGACAAAAUACUAAUGUUGGAUAUAUAAAUCUUAAGCAGCUCUCGCGUACAAUAAUAUCAACCUUUUUUUAAGUGCGUUUUAA
This is a messenger RNA of Anopheles merus, 2589 nucleotides long. RefSeq names its product zinc finger protein ubi-d4 (gene d4). NCBI's taxonomy places the organism in Eukaryota, Metazoa, Arthropoda, Insecta, Diptera, Culicidae. Bases 54 to 1643 code for a protein of 529 amino acids. The record is from RefSeq and is a predicted model, not a curated record. Gene Ontology annotation, biological process: nervous system development. The transcript has a single exon. Gene Ontology annotation, cellular component: nBAF complex.